GUUGUGAGUCAAAUCAACUUUCUUGGUGUGGGUGGCCAUUGCUGUAGUUGAAGAUAUUCCCGUCGUCCACCACCUACGCCAAAAAAACUCCCAAUUGCACACCAGAACAGCAAUAUGGCUCAAACAAGCAGCGCCUCAACUGGGGAUCUCACCACAGAGAUCCUCCAGGCUCUUUCCCAGAAGGACCCCAUCAACUCGACCGAGGCUUUCCCCCAGAUCCCCUUCGAGUUCAUCAAAGCCGCCCUCGACCGUCUCGCUUCCCGGUCUAUGGUCAAAUACGAACAAAUCGAGCGCGAAGAGGCCUUCUUGGAACCAGAGGCUGAGAUUAUCGUCAGCCACGGCAGUCACGAGGCCCGUGUCUUCGAUGCGGUGCACAAGGCGUUGGAAGGCUUGUCGAUUCAGGAUUUGGAAAAGGAGAUCGGCGACAAGACAGUGACCAAGCUUGGUCAGGGCAAGGCUUUCAAGGAGAAGUGGAUCAAGAAGGAUGGUAGCAAGUUGGUUGCGUUGGUCGACUCGAUCAACGAUGUUACGAGGGAUCAACUCAGGGUGAUCAAGGAGACAAAGACACACGAUGCCAAGAUUAUUGCCGACCUGAAGAAGCGCAAGCUUCUUAAGCUCCAGAAGGUCAUUUCCUUCACGAUACACAAGGCCGAGAAGUUCGCCCUCGAAAUGGUCAAGGAGGAGACAGAUCUUACCGCCGAGAUGCUGGCAUCUGGCGCGUGGAAGGAGGCUACUUUCAAGCCAUACAACUUCAAGGCACUGGGUGCUGAUCAACAUGCUGGUGCCCUUCACCCCCUGAACAAGGUCCGCUCUGAGUUCCGUCAAAUCUUCUUCGAGAUGGGCUUCACAGAAAUGCCUACCAACCAGUUCGUCGAGUCUGGCUUCUGGAACUUCGACACACUCUUCGUCCCUCAGCAGCAUCCUGCUCGUGAUCUCCAAGAUACUUUCUACGUCUCAGACCCACCAAAGGCCGGCAGACCUACUGCCACUGGUCCAGAUGACAAGGCGGACUAUGAGGAGUAUUUCAAGAACGUACAACAAGUCCACCAGGACGGCAAGUAUGACUCGAUCGGUUACAGAUAUCCCUGGGCUGAGGAUGAGUCGCUAAGACUUGUUCUGCGGACACACACCACUUCCGUUUCUGCUGCCAUGCUGCACAAGCUCGCGCAACAGAAGGACGAGAAUGGGCGUGUGCCACCAGCGCGGUACUUCUCUAUCGACAGAGUCUUCAGGAACGAGACAGUCGAUGCCACACAUCUUUGCGAGUUCCACCAAGUAGAGGGCGUCAUUGCUGAUUAUGGCCUGACCCUCGGUGGCCUGAUGGAGUUCAUGGAUAUGUUCUUCGGCGCCAUGGGUGUCACAGAUUUGCGUUACAAGCCUGCUUACAACCCGUACACUGAGCCAUCGAUGGAAAUCUUCUCCCACCACAAGGGCCUCAACAAACUCAUCGAAAUCGGUAACUCUGGUAUUUUCAGGCCUGAGAUGUUGGAGGCGAUGGGUCUGCCCAGGGACUUGAGGGUGUUCGGUUUCGGUCUGAGUCUGGAGAGACCAACUAUGAUCAAGUAUGGUAUCUCCAACAUUCGCGAGCUCCUCGGCCACCAAGUCGACCUGAGUUUCGUGCAAAAGAACCCGGCCGUUCGUUUCGACAAAUAGGUGAAUCUACGAUAGACGGGGGAAAAUCAAAAGAUCAAAACAUGUAAACAGUCAUGUCCAAAAACUGUCCACAGAUGAAUGUGGUGCCGAAAGAAAUGUUGUGUAACGAUGCCACCGCAGUCCAGGCAGCGGCAUUAUCUAU
This is a messenger RNA of Podospora pseudopauciseta, 1795 nucleotides long. RefSeq names its product Phenylalanyl-tRNA synthetase, beta subunit, cytoplasmic (gene FRS2). Bases 115 to 1653 code for a protein of 512 amino acids. The record is from RefSeq and is a predicted model, not a curated record. Gene Ontology annotation, biological process: phenylalanyl-tRNA aminoacylation. Gene Ontology annotation, molecular function: phenylalanine-tRNA ligase activity; tRNA binding; ATP binding. Gene Ontology annotation, cellular component: phenylalanine-tRNA ligase complex; cytosol; cytoplasm. NCBI's taxonomy places the organism in Eukaryota, Fungi, Ascomycota, Sordariomycetes, Sordariales, Podosporaceae. The transcript has 7 exons.